AUGGAUAAUAAUUCAGCAGUUCAUGAAUUUGAUUUUAUUUCCUCAAUUGAUUCACCUUCUACAACAUAUACACAUGAACAAAUACUUGUUCAAGAUGAAAAACUUAAAUACCAAAAAGAAUUGGCUGAAUUAUCUUUUCAUGAAUAUAAAUCAUUUAGUAAUGCAAACAAUAACUUGCAAACAAUAAACAAUUCACUUGACAAUUUAUCUUUACAUUUAAACAAUUUAGUUUCAAAUUUGCCCAAUAUUCAAAAUUCUUGUAAUCCAUUUCUUCAAGAACUAAAACAAUUCACUCAACAAAAUAAUAAAAUCAAUAUAAUUCUUGAAAAUCAUAAUAAUCUAUUAGAAAUCAUGGAAAUUCCUAAAUUGAUGGAUGCUUGUGUCAGGAAUGGACUUUACUCAGAAGCAAUGGAUCUUUCUGUACACGUAACAAGAUUAAUCUCAAAAUAUCCAUCAAUCUCUUUAAUUCAACAGAUUGAUAACGAUGUUAAAAAUACAAUGCAAUUGAUGUUAACAAAACUUAUUAAGCUAUUAAGUAAACCAAUCAAGCUUCCUGUGUGUUUAAAAAUUAUUGGGUACUUGAGACGUAUGGAUAUAUUUGAUGAGGCUGAGCUACAUCUUGUAUUUCUACUUUCUAGAGAUGCCUAUUUACAAUCAUUGAUUCAUGAAUUAGAUAAAGAAAAGAAAGAUCCCGUCUUUUAUUUAAAAAAAUAUAUUGAUGUAUUUAGAGAACAUUUUUUUGAUAUAGUAACACAAUAUCGUGCAAUAUUUUCUGAGGAUACUUUAGAAACAUCGUUGGUUAUAAGUUAUGUAGAAUAUUGGGAAUCAAGAACUUCCAAUUUGAUAGUAUUUACCAUAUUAAAACUGGGAUUAGUGAUAAAUGAAGAUUUCAAUGAAAAGGCAAGCAAAAAUCCAAACCAACCUCAAGAGAGCAACCCAGCACUUACUUAA
Entrophospora sp. SA101 is the source of this 951-nucleotide messenger RNA. The record is from the annotation of a GenBank genome assembly. Lineage: Eukaryota; Fungi; Glomeromycota; Glomeromycetes; Entrophosporales; Entrophosporaceae.